Molecule: messenger RNA, 3333 nt
Organism: Oppia nitens
Lineage: Eukaryota; Metazoa; Arthropoda; Arachnida; Sarcoptiformes; Oppiidae
Exons: 8
Coding region: 58-3318 (1086 amino acids)
Source: RefSeq, a predicted model, not a curated record
UUAUUCUAUUUUAUUAACUGUUAUUUCAUUAAAUAUAUUGAUUUUAUUUGCAUUUAAAUGAUUGUCAAAAACUUAUUAUCAUUGACUUUGAGGACUGUGUUGGUGGUAGUGUUGAUCCUUAUCUGUGUUAUGGCCAGUAAUAACACUGUUGCCGAUGAUGAUACCGGCGCUGGUGAUAGUAAAUACGAUACCUUUAAAAUGUGUCUGAAUAGCAACGAACGGUUUAUAUCGUUAUUCAAUUUGGGUAAUGAUCUGAUCUUUCAGACACUGGAGGGGUUUAUCAAACUUAAAGACAGUAUCGAUCGGGACAUUGGUCUGGAAAGACUACCGUUUCUCAGGUCUAAAUUUAUCAACGAUUAUCGUAUGAGAGACCAAUUGGCAAAACAUUUCAACGUAUCGGAGCCAAUAUUUGGUUUUACCUACCAGUUUAUGAGCCGCGAGUGCGGCGAACUGGACUCAAUUGACAAUGAGUGCAGUCAAAUCUACGACAACUCUCAGGCCUACUAUACCUGUAUCUAUGGUCACGAAAAUAAUACCGGCAAAAUCACACACAUAUCACGAAAAUACAACCAAUCAUACAUUGAGCACAUCCUGACACCGAAACUACUGGAGAGGACCGAAAAAUACUGUGCCCUACGAUACAAACACGAAGAGAACAUACUAUCCAAAGAGGGUGUACUGUCCGGUACGUCCUUUCGAUUGCCACACUAUCCGUCGCGUAUUAUAAAACUUAACCAAACUGUCGAUAACACGACCGUUGAUGUAUCGUUCAAUGAGACCGAUGGCAGUGAAUCAAACACAACAACGGGUAGUAAUGAAACCCUAAGCGACAACUAUAUGCCACUCUAUGAAGACAAAAUCACUUAUAUGGUAUUCACAUCGGAACCGAUAAACAUUACACGCAAUGCAACUGUCAAUCUGUUGGGCUACCAAUUCUGCAAAGUGUACGACGAUAAUCUAACCGACACCUCCAACAAUAAUUGGCUGUCCGGUUAUAGGUAUCAUCUGCCAAAAAGUCAGAUCUACUAUGUGUUUCGUUAUUUGAAUAUUACAUUUGCCUGUCCGCAAAACUGUACGCUCAGAUCUCCACUGAGUGUCAUCGAAGUGUCCAAAGAGCUGAAGAUGUGGUGGUCGGGCGAACUCUUUGGUACCAAUCAAUCGUUUUACAGUCUGUUUGGUUGUGAUUCAUACGAUGUGGUCUAUGUUAACAACUUUUCUCCCAACGAUUUCUGUGCCGAACAACGCUCUCAAUCUGUGUUCACAAUGGGUGACGAUCUGUAUAUGCAAAAUAACGGCCGUUUCUGGCGCUCGUAUGGCAAACGAUUUACUAAUCCCAGAGGUAGUCCAAAGCCGGUACUGACGCUCAGCGGUAUUGUCUUUGAUUCUGAUACGACACAAGUCAUCAACGAUGAAGGCUUCGAUAUCACUCAACCGGUAAUGGGUUUUACAUUCAAAUACUUUACGAUAAACCCGUUGUCAUUGUCGUCGUGUGACAAGAAUACAUGGAAAUCUGUUAGGUGUCGACUCUAUCUGAUGCCCGAUCACUAUCGCGCCUGUAUUUAUGGCUACAAGAUUGGCCAAAACGGACAAAAUACAAAUACCAAAAUGGAAUCACUACCGUUUGAGUACACAGCGGCAGGUUUGAGAAAAAUACUCAACAAAUAUUGGGUCGGUUCGCUAGAGCUCCGGGAUGUCUAUCAGGAAACGCGCAGUAUUUGUGAUUAUAUCCUAUUUAAGAUUCUGGAAAUACCACACGUAACAAAAAUGCAUUCAAUUACUGUACGCAAUCGUAACAGUAGUUAUGGCUAUCGGCAAUGGUUUGGCAUUCAAGCUAUGGUAACAGUGCGCGAACCGAACAAACCCGAAGCACUUGAACUGAUCGAUGCCGAGAUCAACAAACAGCCCCAUCAUAUCAUGAAUGAAGCCGAGUUUGUGUACAACAGGACAGCCAUUCAUGUGUCGGUAAAGUUAGGUUUGGGCAAUGGUGAAGAAACGCAUACCGAGUACGGCAUGUACUAUACGAACCAGUCGUGGAUAUUCAGCACUCGGCGUAAAACCAGUGAUAAUAUGCUACAAAUUGAGAGGAUCUUACAGAAAAAUAUGCUAAUUAAUCAUAGCCAUUCGUUACAACGUUUUCAUGAAUGUCCAUUCAAUCAAAGCUAUACACUGAUAACAGAAUCCAGACAAGUGGUAGGUGGAUGUCCGACAGGUAAUAACAGUUUUAUCGGUGUCUUCAAUGCCGGUGAACAGGUGUACUUUCAGAGCGGUCGACGCUUUUAUCGGUACAACAAAUUGCGGAAAACUUUUGUUUACGACAGAUAUGCGACAAACGUAUUGAACGAUCACUUUGAUACUAAACAUAGGAUAAUAGGUUAUUCUUAUUUAAAUUUUGGUAAUCAAUUUCGGACAGUUAUCGUGGGUCGACCCAAAUGGAGAGACAUAUCGAUGUAUAAAAAUCUAACACUCGUUAGUCUAUAUCGUAUGUAUUAUACAAUUAAGGGUCAAAUGUCGGCACUGAUACCCGACAACGAAGCGGAACUCUAUUACGUCAAGUAUCCGUUCGACACAAUCGACAAACAAUAUCUCGACAUCAAUAUCACCAGCGAUUCCAUACUAGGAAUCGGAUAUCUUCAGCGAUCGAUGAGUUGGAAACAAUAUAAAGACCGAAUGCUAUCCAAUGCUGAUCUGUAUCCGCCCGGCAAACAAACUAAUCCAUUUGUAGUCAUAUAUGAUAAGAAAGAGUACAAUUUGUUAAAUGUGUCGAAAAAUCUAAUACAAUUGGGAGGAUAUCCCGCACCGUUUGUACACUUUAUGCCGUUUUCACAAGAAUUUCAAUCGUUUAAAACUGAUUACAAACGCAAUGACUUCAAAAAUAUUAUGGGUUUGUUUGCAUUGGAUGGCGACCUGUAUUUAGUGGCACUUAAAACGGGUGAUACUGUGUACAGAGUGCUAAAGAUCAGCACUGGUGACGACUUGUCCACCAGUGUUGUGUCUGACACCAAGUUUGACGACUUUUUUCAGUGUAUCCCAAGAGAAGAGUCGUCGUCAACUAAUUCAAAGUCAUCGCAGGGUUCGGGAAAAAUCUUGUUGUUAGCCGUUUUGGUACUAAUUGUGAUAAUCCUAAUGGUAAUGGUCGCAGUCAUACCCUGCCCGACUCCGUCCGGAUCGGCCAAAACCGUCACCGAACAGUCUGUCAGCGAUAAAAGUGUUGGCGAAGAAAAAUCUGUCUCAAAGUCUAAGUCGACGGAAUCGGUCACAGAUAAUAGUGCCGACAAUUCAGUGCCAAAAUCCAAUGAAAAUCAGACACAACAACAAUAAUAUUGAAUGUUAUAA